GGUCGGAGGUUCAAGCCCUCCUUCUAGCGUUGGAUUUUUUUUCCUUUUGCCUUAAGCCCCAAAAGGAAAGAACCUUAAACCCUAGUUCGCAUUUGGCCAUAACUCUAAAUCCACUAUACCCUUUAUCUCCCACACAUACAAACUCUGUAACUGUAAUACUAGAUUUUUGAUGGCGGGUAUGGAUAUUGAUGGGGACGUUGAAGAGUCUGCAAGGCGUAUACAGGUCCGAUUCGUCACCAAGUUGAAAGACCCCUUUAAGGCCCCGCCUUCCUCCAUUGCUAUUCCCUCCAACCUCACCCGAUUUGGCCUCUCUUCCAUUGUCAACAACCUGCUUAAAGCUGGAAAGGAUGACUGGAAUCCUGAGCCUUUUGAUUUUCUCAUUGAUGGAGAACUGGUUCGGAUGUCACUUGAAGAGUUUCUCCUUGCCAAGGGCAUUUCAGCUGAGAAAAUAUUAGAGAUUGAGUACAUUAGAGCUGUGGCUCCAAGGAAACAAGAAGAGCCAUCUUUACAUGACGACUGGGUCAGUGCAGUUGAUGGUUCUAAUUCUAAGUUUGUUUUGACUGGAUGUUAUGAUGGUUUUGGAAGAAUAUGGAAGACUGCCGGAUCUUGUACACAUUUAUUGGAGGGCCAUACUGAUGCAAUUAAUUCUGUUUGUGUUGUCAAACCAAGAGUGUCUCCAAAUGGUGCUGAUCAAAUAGUAGCUACAGCUUCCAAGGAUAGGACACUGCGGCUCUGGAAGUUUGAUUCAGAUGAGUCUUCGGAUCAGAUAAAGAGGAUUAGCGCCUUUAAGAUUUUACGUGGACAUAAUGCUUCUCUCCAAAGUGUUGCAGCAAAUCCUGCUGGAGAUAUGGUGUGUUCAGGGUCCUGGGAUUGCCAAAUAGCUUUGUGGCAAGCUAGUGGCUCAGAUACAGGUGAUGUCAUUUCUGUCAAGAAAAGGAAGAAGGAUGCCGAUGAGGAAGAUCCUCAAGUAGAAGAAGAGGCUAAAUCUACACUUGUAGGACAUUCACAAUGUGUGUCUUCCGUCGUGUGGUCACAAGAUGAAACAAUUUAUUCAUCAUCAUGGGAUCACUCUAUAAGAAGAUGGGAUGUGGAGACGGGCAAGGAUUCAUUGAACCUGUAUUGCAACAAAGUCAUUAAUUGCCUUGAUAUUGGAGGUGAAGGUUCUGCCCUCAUUGCUGCUGGUGGUUCUGACCCUAUUCUUAGGAUAUGGGAUCCUCGCAAACCAGGUACUUUGGCUCCUGUCUAUCAGUUCUCAUCACACAGUUCUUGGAUAUCCGCCUGCAAGUGGCAUGAAAAGUCAUGGUUUCACUUGGUUUCUGCAUCUUAUGAUGGGAAAGUAAUGUUAUGGGACUUAAGAACUGCGUGGCCCCUUGCUGUCAUUGAUACUCACAAUGAUAAGGUAUUGUGUGCGGAUUGGUGGAAAGGUAAAAGUGUAAUCAGUGGUGGGGCUGACUCGAAGCUUUGCAUCUCUUCUGAUGUUUGUGUGUUGUGAUUAGAGAUCUCCCCUGUUGCUGAUGAGGUUGUGCUCCCAAAAGAUGAUGAUAUAUUACCUAUGGAAUCGGUUGGGUCAAGCUGAACUUAAUUUACUUGAGAUACAAUUUUGUCUAUGCUAGCCGGAAAUGAUUUGUAUUGUAUAUUAUUCCUGAGAGGAUAAGUGAACUUAAGCUCAUUUUCUGGGUGCCUAUUGAGCUUCCAAUAGUUUCUGGCAAAUAUUUGUUCAAAGAGAAUUUUCCAGGGAUGUUAUAUGGUCACCUAGAACUGUAUUCGCAUGUUAUUUAAGCUACUAUUAAUACAAUUUAUCUGGAAGUGAUCAUAUGAUUGUUAAAACUUUA
Molecule: messenger RNA, 1832 nt
Organism: Capsicum annuum
Lineage: Eukaryota; Viridiplantae; Streptophyta; Magnoliopsida; Solanales; Solanaceae
Product: ribosome biogenesis protein WDR12 homolog
Exons: 14
Coding region: 170-1492 (440 amino acids)
Biological process (GO): ribosome biogenesis
Cellular component (GO): preribosome, large subunit precursor
Molecular function (GO): protein binding
Source: RefSeq, a predicted model, not a curated record